GUCCUCUGGCUCCGGGUCCGGCUGGCCUCACUCCAGAGAUUGCGCGAGCCCAGGGACUAGGCCCGUGGCCACACCCCCUUGCGACAAAGACCAAUGGAAGCGUGCGUUGCUGGUUGUUAAGGAAACCCCCGGCAGCAAGAUGGCGGCGGCCGGCGAGGGCAGCCAGAGCUCUCGCGGGCCGCGCCGGGACCCGCCGAGGCGGCCGCCCCGGGACGGUUAUGGUGUCUACGUGUACCCAAAUUCCUUCUUUCGAUAUGAAGGAGAAUGGAAAGGAGGGAAGAAACACGGCCACGGGAAGUUGUUAUUUAAAGAUGGCAGUUAUUACGAAGGGGCGUUUGUGGAUGGAGAGAUCACGGGCGAAGGCCGCCGGCACUGGGCCUGGUCAGGGGACACCUUCACUGGACAGUUUGUUCUGGGAGAGCCUCAAGGACGUGGCGUCAUAGAGUACAAAGCCGGCGGGUGUUACGAAGGGGAGGUCUCCCACGGCGUGCGGGAAGGACAUGGGUUUCUGGUGGAUCGGGACGGACAGGUGUACCAGGGCUCCUUCCAUGGCAACAAGAGGCACGGGCUGGGGCAGAUGCUCUUCAGGAACGGUGACAAGUACGACGGCGACUGGGUCCAGGACCAGCGUCAGGGACACGGGGUGCUGCGCUGCGCCGACGGCUCCACCUAUGAGGGACAGUGGCACAGCGACGUCUUCAGUGGACUGGGCAGCAUGGCCCACUGCUCAGGGCUCACCUAUUCUGGGUUGUGGAUCAACGGCCACCCAGCAGAACAAGCCACGAAGAUGGUGAUCUUGGGUCCGGAGGUGAUGGAAGUGGUCCAAGGCUGUCCCUUCUCGGUGCACGUUCAGCUGCUGCAGGACCAAGGGGAAACUGCCCAGAGUGAGAGCGGCCGGGUCCUGCAGAUCUCAGCGGCUGUCAGAUACGUGCAGCUGCCGGCUUACUCUGAGGUCAGCUUUUUCCACGUGGACGGAGACAACCAAGAGACACGCCUCCAGACCCCAUUUGGGUUCGAAUGCAUCCCCUAUCCUGUGUCCAGCCCUGAAGCUGGGGUGCUGGGGCCCAGAGCUGCCAAGGGAGGUGCAGAAGCCGACGUGCCCCUGCCCGGGGGAGACCAGGAGCUGGAUUCGGAUGCCCUCCAUGGCCAGGACACCCUCGGUGACCAGCUUGCCACGGGGUGCGCGCCCUGUCGUCCCGGGGCCCGUCAGCGAGUGCAGCAGGGCCACGCCACGUUCACGGAUGUCCUCCUGGGGCCGCCCCCGUCCGGGUACCACCCCUUCCUGUUCCUGGACAGCCUCCGCAAGAAGGCAGGCAGCAGAUCCAGAGGCGGCCCGCACCCGGGGGCAGCACCGCCCACCGCACCGGAGCCGCCGGGAGGCAGCAGGCCUGAGGGGAGAGCCAUGGAGAAGCGGGCUGUGGCGGCAGCGUACCCAGGAGAGUAUGUGGUCGUGAUCCGUGAUGUGACCACCCCGCCGUUCCUGGGGCGCACACUGCCCACUGCCUUCAAACACCUGCGGGUCGUCGCCAACAGCUCUGGCCAGCGGCCCCAUGUCCUGGAAGAAGGAGACCCUGAAGCCUCAGGUGGCUGGCAGGCCACCUACAGCUGCACCCCAGAGCCGCCAGUGCCUCGGUGAGGCCCCGUGUCCACAGGUGGCCACCUCGGUGUGAACAGAAGGGAACGCUGCCUCUGUGUGCGGGCCCUGCUCCCCGAUUCCGCGGGCAGCCCUGAGCCCUGCAGCUGCCAGCUUGAAUAAAACGCUCAGUGGUGGCUCUGGAGGGCACUGCUCCUUGGGCCCCACACAGGCAGCUCGGCCCUCCCCACAUGCCCGCCCGCUCACGGAGGGACUAGAGCCCACGCCGCCACUCACUGCUGCAGC
Messenger RNA from Saimiri boliviensis boliviensis (Bolivian squirrel monkey), 1879 nucleotides. RefSeq names its product MORN repeat containing 1 (gene MORN1). The record is from RefSeq and is a predicted model, not a curated record. NCBI's taxonomy places the organism in Eukaryota, Metazoa, Chordata, Mammalia, Primates, Cebidae.